Molecule: messenger RNA, 7595 nt
Organism: Pocillopora meandrina
Lineage: Eukaryota; Metazoa; Cnidaria; Anthozoa; Scleractinia; Pocilloporidae
Source: the annotation of a GenBank genome assembly
CUUUACAGACAGCAAAGUAAAGAGGAGUCUUUAACCUGCCCAGCAGACAGGCAGAAACUGGACCCAGACCGGGUUAAUAGACUUUUUAACUCCUGCAAAUUUAAGAAUGAUUUGCUUGGCUGAGUACAGGUAAAGACCAACACAGUUAUUGAGCAUUAUCUUUAUCACUUCUUAAGUCUUGUCCAUUUUCAAUGGGCUGACUUGUUAGAGUCUUCCUCAAACACACGUUUUAUUUUUCAAUUAAAUAUUUUGAACAGUAUUCUCUUUCCUUUAGUCUAUCCGUUUUUUUCUGUUCUUGAAAUAUACCUUACGCAUUUGUAUUUUUCUUAAAAACAUCACCAUUCUUUAAUUAAACUCUCCCUUGGAAAGGCUCUCAUGAAGAGAAAACAAUUUUCACCUUAGAAAUUGACCCAUCUGGAUCUUGAGGACGUAGGAAUAAUAGUACUGUGAUUAUUUCUAAGGACAUCUUCCCUGAUAAAGCAGCAGAAAGGAAGAUUCUCUCAAUGGCGAUCAGAUGUCCAAAUGAUGGCUGUGAAUGGACUGCGGAGCUGAGGAACAAGAAGGUAAAAGUAACGCAUAUUUCAAUAAAUGUCAAUAAACAAUUUUAUCAGCAUAAGUAAUUGUUUUCGUCUGUUGAAAUAACAAAUCCACAGACAUAGCUCAAGUUCCUACAUGUACAAGCCAAGACAUAGAGACGAUGGGCUUGAUAGUUUUUUACUUCUCAUGAUCAAGGACAGUUAGGAAACGAUGCUUAAACUAAAGUUGCUUUGGUUUUAUUUUUGAACAGAUCCACUUGAAAUCUUGCCCUUUUCUGCAAGUAGCGUGUUCUAACAAGAACUGUCCCAAAAAAGUCCAGAGAAGACAUCUUACACGGCACGAAAAUUAUGUGUGUCCUUGGAGAAUCCUUCAAUGUACAUACUGCACGGAGCCCCACCCAGACUGCAUGAUGCAAGUAAGGAUUGUAAUAGUGGAGGAAUCGAAGAGAAGUAACAUAACUCUUGCCAGGAAAUCUUUUAAUGUUUCUGUUAAAAAACUUGAGACCCUUAAAAUCGAAUAGGAAUCAGAGUAAAUAGAUAACAAACUAUAUAUUCGAUUUUAAAGAAGGUCUCAAUGGGUUUAUGGCUUUUACGGCUUUGGUUAAAAGUUUGGCAACUUUACGGCUAAUUGUUACUGUCUUUUCAUUCCACUCAUCAGGAAAAAUUCACGGUUAAUUUUUUUUACGACUAACAGUUUAUAAUUUGUCAAUGUUUACGCCCAAAGGCUAAGUUUUUUGGCCGUUCUACGGAUAACGGUUAACACCAUUAAGACUCUCUUUAGAGCCCGAUUUUCGAAGGAAAUUGAUCGAAAAAAUGGAAACGUAGUGAAAUCAAAUUUCCGCAUCCCUGUGUUUCUUUGAUUUUUCUUUUCGUAGGACCAUAUUAGACAGUGCAGCAAGUUCCCAAUAACUUGUCCAAACAGCUGUGGUCUUUCAAUUCCAAGGGAUAUGGUGAGACUUUCAGCUUUAUCUGUGAUAUACAAUCUGAAAUUUUAAAUGAAUCUUUGGCGACUAGAUGUAGCUUUAACACAUGCUAUUUAUCCUUCAAAUAUCAAUUUACAUCCUUUCACUUUAAGAUAGGAUAAUGUAAAACAUACAAAAUUAUGAAUCGUAAAAACAUUUCUAACGGAAAUAAAGGUGAAUGUAAUGAUUCUUACUGAUACUUGAUCUGAUCAAAAAUUUUCUUUAAUUAGUUUCAAAAUCACAUGCACACGAUGCUAACGAGAGACAAAUGCCAAACAGUUCCUUUUUUUGCUUUAUUUAAAGCUUCUCAUUUUAUUUUCCCGUUACAUCUCAUUCCCACUGGAAAAACAACAAACCAUCUUUACAGGCCGCAUUCAUUCUUUUUUCAGCCUAUUCCAGGCUCUCAGUCGAUGAAAAACGCAAACGGCGAAGGAGAGCCACAUAAAUUGUUGAGAACCUCAUCGUGGUGUUCAGGGAAAGUUUAACCCGAUCAUCGAUUGAUUUUGAAUUUCUUUAUCAACAUUGCAUCUACGUAAAUCACUAGACUUCAUAUGAUAGAUUCCAAACAGUGUUAAGGUUCUAUUCAUUAGAUUCGAUUUCCGCUCGUAGAUGGUAGAUAAGCGAAAAGUGGCAUCUGCAGUUGUCAGAGUAGCCCACAGUGCAGGCGUCUAGUUAGUGCGAGCUAACGUUAUAAGCUUGCGAUCGUUUAUCCCACCGACCAUGUUUCAUUUGGAGUGGACGGCGGGGGUAGGGGGUAAACGGAAAGGCGAGAAGACGCUUGCUCGAAGAGGCUGUUGAAAAGCAAAACACUUUCUGAUAAGUUGCACGAAAAUGAGUGGGUCACCAAUCAAAAUGAGUAAAAUUAAUAACCGGGGCACUGUCUAUUAUUAUUAUUAUUAUUAUUAUUAUUAUUAUUAUUAUUACAAGAGCGAAAGGUCAGAAUGACGCUCAAAUGACACAUUUGGCUAGUGAUUGAGUUUAAACGCACCAAUCAGGGACUCCUUUCGUGAGCGAGCAGAAAUUUCCAAAAUAACAAUACUUCGGGCAGGCGUAACCUUCACUCCCCUACCCCCACCCUCUCCUUAUUUUUCGCAGUCGACCACUCCCUUGGUACAAAUUUAUUUCCACUCCCCAGCCUUCCGCAGCCAUUAAAAUCAAAGAUAGCGGCCAUGAUUUUCGUUAAGAAAAUACUAAGCACUCGCUCGCCAAAAUUAGGUUGUGCCGCAAUCCUACCGGCUAGAGGUACGCCCGAGCAGCACCACUGACGACUUUCCGAGUCGAGCGAUUAUCGGAAAUUGUCGGCUAAUUCCAAUAUGACGCACUAUUCCAGUUUUACCUACAGUUUAGCGAAGUGACUGAAUCAGACAUGAACAUUAUCACAUGCUUUACAUGUGAUGAAUACAUUGUAGAGUUUAAAUCAAGGAGGUUUCGCUAAAUUUUGUAUGGCUGUUUCCUUCAGCCUCGUCGAUCUUAAGUUUCUUGUUCAGCAGAGUUUUAGCUUAACACCGUAGCAGCUAAGACCUGCGUUUGCAAAGGUAAACAAAACUUACGAAUAGUAUCGCCACUAUAAUGCCUUUGUCAUAGUGCUACUGGUAAGAAAAAUCCCCAUGAUGAAAUUUCUUUAUAUUGUCUUGUACCUCACGCCGGUAGGAUCUCAGGAGGCGUAGAAAAUAUUACCGGCUAGAGGUACAGCUUGCAUAUUUAAUCUACUUUGCCCAAAUGUUACUACGGUUUGCUUUACAUUUUAUUUUUUCUGCACUCCAAAUUAGUCUUACACUCCUUUAAGUCUUACACUUGUGUUUUUAAGAACAAAUUUACUUUUAUUUGUUUUAAUUUGGUCUUGUACCUCUAGCUGGUAGGAUCUGAAGGGGCUCUUAAAAUACUACCGGCUAGAGGUACAGCUUGCAUGCUUAGUCCACUUAGUCGGCCCAAUUUUUAUUACGGUUUUCUUCACAUUCGUCUUUUCUGCACUCUAAGUCGUAGUCUUACACUCCUUGGAAUCACUUUUACAAGAGUAUGUUUGCUUCUAUUUUUUAAUUUGGUCUUGUACUUGUAGCUGGUAGGCUCCGAGCUGGCUUAGAAAAGACUACCGGCUUGAGGUACAGCUUGCAUACUUAGUCAACUUUGCCCAAUUUUUGCUUUGGUUUGCUCCACAUUUUACUUUUUGGCACUCCAAAUUAGUCUUACACUCUUUGGAAUCACUUUUUUAUGAAUACAUUUGCAUUUUGUACUUUCUUAUUUAGCUGGUAGGAUCUUAUGAGGCUUAGAAAAUACUUGAAGUACAGCUUGCAUACUUAGUUGACUUUGCCCGAUUUCUAUUGCAGUAUGCUUUGCAUUUUACUUUUUGGCAUUCCAUUUAAGUCUUCUACUACAUUGGAAUCACUUUUUUCAGAAUAUAUCCUUAUUCCUUGGUCGUGUACCUACCGUUGCUUAUUUGAUGUUACAGUACACAAGCUAUAAUCAUCAAAUGACUCUUUAUGGGGAAUCAGCUAAAACCAAUGCAGGCAUUAUUAGCAAAGGGUUUCUGGUUGGUGUUCAAAUGAGAAGGGUUUGAUUUCUUUAUAAUAAUAGCAAUUUUUAUUUUAAAAAAUACAAUAAAUAUCACAGGCACAGGUUGAUCCCAUUUAUUAAUUGCACAAAUUUUAUAUAUAUAGUGGAAGACCAUUUCAUAUUUUCAAGAAUAACCUGCCUUAAGGUUUUCAUGCAGUCAUAUAUGCAGUCAAUUAUCAAUAAAAAUACAAAAGGAAAAUGUCAGUUUGAUGAAUUAAAAUCAUGUUAUCCUAUGACUACCUAAAGAUGACUUGAUUCUAGUAUUUCAGACAAUGGUUAGCCUUGUCAACAAUACUUCUAAUCAAACACGUACAUCAUGAAAAUAGCGAAUGUUCCUUUCUAUGAAAUUCCACUCAUACUUAUGCAAAGUAGUACAUGCCGACACACUUCAGUAAAUCUGGCUGACAUAUUCAAGUCCAAAAUGAAUUUCAAGUCAAAUUCAUCUAUAAAUGGUUUGAUUUGUAUGAUAAAAUAAAUCCACAACUAAAGAAAAGACAAAUCAGACCAGUUAAAAAUUUAUUUACUUGAAAUUCAUUUAAAACAUAACAAUGUUAAUUAUUUCAAGCUUACUUCACAUACAUAAGCUGCCCCUCUGGCUGAUAAUGUUUUCUGAGUAAUCCAAGAUCAUUCUGGUUAGAUAAACAAGACUGCAAAGCAUGAAAAUAUAGGUAUGGAGUGACUCCACAACAGUAUAAGACUAACAUGGAAUGUAGAAAGGUUUUUCCAUAUAUCAAAAAGUAAAUGAAUGAGCUUAAUUUGCCUUAAAUGCACAAAGUACCUCUAGCCUGUAGUAUUUUCUAAGCCACUUAAGAUCCUACGAGCUAGAGGUACACAACCAAAGAACAAGAAGAUAUUCAAGAAAAAUAGUGAUUCUAAUGUAUUACUAGCUGGUAGGAUCUUAAGGGGCUUAGAAAAUACUGCUAGCUAGAGGUACACGAAGCUUGCAUAUUUAGUCGACUUUGCCCAAAUUUCAAUUUACUAUGGUUUGCUCCACGUUUUACUUUUCUGCACUCCAACUUAGUCUUACACUCCUUGGAAUCACUUUUUUUCAUGAAUACAUUUGCAUUUAUUUAUUUUAUUUCAUACUUUUAGUCGGUAGGAUCUCGUGAGGCUAAGAAAAUUUAAGAGGUACAGCUUGCAUUAUAAAUCAACUUGUGAUUCCAAGGAGUGUAUGACAAAUUUAGAGUGCCAAAAAGUAAAAUGUGGAGCAAACCAAAGUAAAAAUUGGGCAAAUUUGACUAAAUAUGCAAGCUGUACCUCAAGCCGGUAGCCUUGCUAGGCCAGCUCGGAUCCUACCAGCUACAAGUACAAGACCAAAUUUAAAAAAAAUAAAAGCAAACAUUCUCUUGUAAAAGUGAUUCCAAGGAGUGCAAGACUACAACUUGGAGUGCAGAAAGUCGAAUGUGGAGAAAACCGUGAUAAAAAUUGAGCGAAGUCGACUAAGUAUGCAAGCUGUAUCUCUCGCCGGUAGUAUUUUAUAAGCCCCUUCAGAUCCUACCAGCUAGAGGUACAAGACCAAAUUAAAAUAAAUAAAUGUAAAUUUGUUCUUGAAAACAUGAGUGUAAGACUGAAAAAGGAGUGUAAGACUAAUUUGGAGUGCAAAAAAAUAAAAUGUGAAGCAAACCGUAGUAACAUUUGGGCAAAGUAGACUAAAUAUGCAAGCUGUACCUCUAGCCGGUAGUAUUUUCUAAGCCUCCUGAGAUCCUACUGGCUAGAGGUACAAGACAAUAGAAAUUUUAUCUUGGAGAUCUUUCUGACCAGUAGCACCAUGACAAAGGCAUUAUGGUGUCGAUACUAUUCAUAAGUUUUGUUUACCUUUGCAAGCGUUGAUCUUAGCGACUACAGUGUUAAGCUAAAACUCUGCUGAACAAGAAACUUAUGAUCGACGAGGCUGAAGGAAACAGCCAUACAAAAUUAAGCGAAACCUCCCUGUUUUAAACUCAACAAUGUAUUCAUCACAUGUAAAGCAUGUAAUAAUGUUUAUGUCUGGUUCAGUCACGUCGCUAAACUGUUGGUAAAACUGGAAUAGUGGGUCAUAUUGGAACUAGCCGACAAUUUCCGAUAAUCGCUCGACUCGGAAAGUCGUCACCAGUGCUGCUCGAGCGUACCUCUAAGCUGGUAGGAUUUAGGCACAACCCCAAAAUUACGCCUGCUCAGCAGGCUGUUGUCAGAGAAAAGGCUAUAGAACUUAACGUGACGCUCACAUUUAUUCCCGCCACCCCUUCAAUGCUCUUUUCCACUGGUGCGUGCCAUUCUUUUUUAUUCAAGUUCUUUAUUUCAUGUGAUGCAGAUUUCGAAUCACACAAAAAAUGUCUGUCCGCUGACCAUAAUUUCCUGUCCAUAUGCAGGAAUGGGUUGUACUGCAAAGGUGAGAAAUUCAUAUAACAGGCCCAGAGAAACGCAUUAUGCAUCUUAUAACCUUACAUUCCAUCGUGGUUUGCUUCGUAAUUGAAGUGCCGAGACGAAUUCUGGAAGCCAGUCUUUUGUUAGACAAAAUGUUCCCAGCAGUUACGAAAUGAAGCAGACAGUUUCGGGCCGGUAAGGUAUAUAGACCAAUAUCUGCCUUUAAUAGCUAAUCUUCCAUAGUAUUAACUUAAUCUUGCACAUUUAUGGAGGCAGCCAUGUGAUAAAUUACCUUUCUUGUCGAAAGUUCGAGGAAACAUAACCAACAGAAAAGAUUCUGACGAGUGUGUUGAAGAUCACGUGAUACUGUUAUCGAAAAUAACUUUUAAUUAAAUUAGCUGUUUAAAUUACGGGUAUAGAUAAUAGUCUGUAGAAUAUCUGGUAAACGAAGUAUAAAUUUUUUAUAUAGAUCCAACGUCAAGAAAUGGAGUAUCAUCUUGAAUCAACAACAAGAAUUCAUCUUGAUUUAGUUUGUAUUAAAUUAGACAACACGGAAGACAAGUUAAAUAAAACAGAAGAUGAGCUGAAUAACACAAAAGAUAAGUUGAAGAAGACAGAAGAUAAAUCAAAUAACACAGAAGCUUUGUUAAAUGAGACAAGACUUGAGUUGAAAAAUGCCAUGGAACAGCUAAAUUUGUCGAGUGUAAAACAUACCAACGUGUUUCUUUGGCGGAUUGACAAUUUCAGCGAGAUUUUAAAAGAAGCAAAAAACGGAGGAAAAGAGACAAUAGGCAGUGAUCUACACCAAAAGUGAAACAGAAAGUUUUGGUUAGAAAGUUAAGGUUAGAAAUUAGACCUAAGGGGCUAGGAGAUAGCGAAAAUACUCACCUCUCGGUGUUCAUUGCUGUAAUGAAAGGUGAAUACGAUGCAAUUUUACGCUGGCCCUUCAAUAAGAAAGUGAAGUUCACAGUAAUUGAUCAACAGAAUGAUCCAGACCAACGGGAAAAUGUGACCGGAGAGAUCGUCGGGAGAGAUAUUUCGAACUUUGCAAGGCCCAAGAAAAAAAGAAAACUUGUCACGGGGUCUUUCAAAUUUUAUAUCUCAUUUGAAACUUCAUUCGCGACGCUACAUUGUGGAUGACACACUGUUUCUUCAGGUUGAGAUUAGUCAACCACCCGAUACGAACUCCAGUCUUGAAGAUUAA